Linepithema humile (Argentine ant) is the source of this 6301-nucleotide messenger RNA. RefSeq names its product proteasome adapter and scaffold protein ECM29. Gene Ontology annotation, biological process: proteasome assembly. The record is from RefSeq and is a predicted model, not a curated record. NCBI's taxonomy places the organism in Eukaryota, Metazoa, Arthropoda, Insecta, Hymenoptera, Formicidae. Gene Ontology annotation, cellular component: cytoplasm; nucleus. Gene Ontology annotation, molecular function: molecular adaptor activity.
CAGAAAAAAAACCACGAACCGCCAGCCAGUUAUUAUUUUUACAAUUAGAUGGCUCUUAGAUGCAAUUGUAAUCGAUGACAGAAAUUCCAACCUCAACGCAGUGUUUUUCAAGUGUGAAUAAAUCCGAUUGCAGUGCGGAGCAAAAAUCUUACGUCGAGUCUUCGCUGCGUCAAAGUGCCGCUGGUCGUGCAUAAUUUCACGGAAACUCUCGUCAUUCUCUAACGACAUACGCUUUCUCUUAUAGACUUUUUCAAAAUGGCAGCGGCUACGGACGAGCUGAUUUUGCUCGAGCGAGUGUUCCUUCGCUUGGGCACAGCAGAAACAGAUGAACAGUUGCAGGCGUCAGUCUGUAAAUUCUUGCCUCCCGUAUUGCUCAAGUUGUCUAGCGGGCAGGAAGGUGUUAGGAAAAAGGUGAUGGAACUGCUGGUCCAUAUAAACAAGCGAAUAAAGAGCAGGCCACAGGUGCAGCUGCCUGUUGAGGCCUUGCUCCUGCAAUAUCAGGAUCCAGCUGCUAGCUCAUUUGUCAUUAAUUUCACCAUAAUAUACAUAAAGUUAGGAUAUCCUCGAAUGGAGAUGAAUAAGCAAGCAGAAUUAAUUCCAAGUAUAUUAAAUGCUAUUGAAGGAAAACCAUUGUCCCAUCAAGAUAGCUUGUUAUUGAUCAUAAUGCCAGCGUUGGGACAUAUCAAUAUACCAGCAGAUCCUGACAAACGAGCGUCUCUUUUAGGUUUGCAAGAUAAGCCUUAUGUGGCGAAGCAGCUCAUUAAUUUCAUGCUUGAUAUAUUGCUUUUGCCAUAUGGAUCUGUGGGACAAGCAGAAAAUCAACAGUCUGGUCAGUCUAUCGACUGGUCUCAAUUCACUGUGCCGCCGGGCUUGAGCGAUUACUCGUUCAAAAGAGUGAUAGGCGAAAACCCGCCAACGGCCGAACAGCUCGAGCAGAUAAAACUGGGCAUUGUUAAGUUCCUCGCCGGUGGAUUUUUCCCUGAUACAGAUAUUCUGAUUCACUUGAUUGUGGCGGCUGCUGAUACCAGAUUCAGCAUUGCCAAUAUGGCAGAUUUAGAAUUGAAAAAGAUAGCUGGCACGUUGGAUUGGUCUUCGAUGCAGUUAGCUGCGCCGCUCUACACGCUAUUCUUGGGCACGGACGCGUUAGCUACGCAAAAAGAAAUAAAGCCUGAAAUGAAACGACAUCCCGCGAGCACUCGAAUUCGUCUCAAGCUCCUGCAGUAUCUCUGUCGUGUAACUAAAGCCGGUUUUAUCAUACCGCCCUGUAUACAGGUUGUUUUUGAUUCACUCUAUGGAAAGAACACGAAUGCAAAGUUGAAAUCGUUGGCCCUACAGUUUACAUCAAAUAUUGUCCAACACUGCAGUCUUGUACCGUUAGCUCGCGUUGCCGGAGUAAUUCUGAACGGUAUGAUAAAACUGAUCUCCGAGGGCGAUGAUGUGCAUAAACCGAUGGCGUACACAGUCAUCGGGCAGCUCGGUCAGAGAAUACCGUCGUUGAUAAACAAGGACUUGAGUCUAUUGCACAAUUUAUUCGACACACUUGUAUCUACGGACGGCGAGUUACGGCGGACAGUAAGGGACGCGUUGAUUUGCGUAACAUCCGCAUUCGUGCUGAACAAGGAGGACGAGAGCAACAUAACUCUGAUGAACGCCUUACUGUCGGUGCACAUCGAAUCACCAGAGUCAAGCGUGAGAUUUGUCGCGAUGCAUUAUGCCGCAACCGUGUUUCCACCUGACGAUGCUCCAUCACGGUAUCUCUUGUUAUUAGCGUGCGGCGACAACAAACACGAGAUAAGCACGGAAGCUAUGAAAGCGCUGUACGGCGUUGUGCAUAAGAACGAAGAAAGUCAACAGAUUGACAAAAAGAUACCGUUGCCCGAGUUUGUGAAGCUAGUAAGUUACAUCCACUCGAAGAUGCAGUCGAGAAUGCCUGCCGCGACCGGCGGCAGAAACACGGACAAGAAAGUACUCCCAUAUAAUACCACUACGUUCUCCGAAAUUAUCACUUAUUUCCGCGUUUGCCUCGCUAGAAGUGCUAAUAUUCCCGCGCGAAACGAACCAUUGCAACAUCCUUCCGAAUAUACUCCCUUGAUUGGACGUUAUUUGGAGAAAUUGUACAAAGACCAACCGGAAGUAUUAACUAAUUAUCUCGACAUGAUUUUGCUCUCAAGUCAUUCUUCCGCAGAUCAAAUUUCUUUAAACGCAUUAUUGGAAGUACUUGGCUCCGUUCCGUAUCAUAUAAUAAAAGCAUAUGAGAAAGAAUUGCCGUGGCUCUGUUCCCUGCUCACUUCCACCAAGCAAGAUGUACGACAGUUAGCUGCAAAAGUAUACGGUGCUAUCACUGGUCAUUUUCCAAAAAAUGAAUUUGAGAAGCACGUUUCGAAUAUCAUGGACAUUAUGAAUAAAAAAAGUUUGGAGGCGCAGCAUGGCGUACUGAUGGCGCUGACUUAUAUGACGGAAAGAAAUUUAAUGCUACAACGGAAGGAGAACAAGGAGGCAUUGUGCAAUUGGGCGACUUAUAACGACAUUGUGAAAACAAUUUGUACAUAUCUUCACGAUAAGACAAUACUAUUAAUGGACGCCGCUAUCCAGGCCAUUGGUGUUUUGGGAAAGACAUAUUCUCUACCUCUGCCCGCCGAAGGCGACGAUGAAUUGAACAAAAAAGCGGUGAUGGAAACUCUCUUCUCCGUAUUAUCUAAUGCCAAAUUGACCACUAAGAUGAAAGAAAAGGCUGCACUUUCCUUAGGAUACUUAUGCGUCGGCGAGAGUUUUCCACAUACCGCAGAUGUCGCUGACAAAAUUAUAGCAACAGUCAAAGAGACAAAAGAUAUCGAGAUCCAUUUAACUUUGGGAGAAGCUUUGGUUUGUUGCGUCCAGGGACAGGCUUCGCCGGAAUCGCGAAAUGCCUGGAUAACUUUGCCCGCCGAACACGUUGUUCCGUACAGUAAGGAGAGUGACGAAUUAUUGAUACAUGUGUUAGGCGAAUUAUUUAACGUACAUAAAGUGCCUCAUCCAAACUUGCGACAGGCAGUGUGUGUGUGGUUAUUCGCGCUUCUCAAACACAACGUUCAACGCGAAUGCCUCAAGGAAAGGUUGUCCACGAUUCAUCAUGUUUUCAUAGAUUUUCUCUCAGAUGACAGCGAUAUAGUGCAAGAUAUUGCUUCAAAGGGCCUUAGUUUAGCGCAUAUUAAUAGCAAGCAGGAAGAACGCGAUGCUUUAGUGUCCAGUAUAUUAGAUCAGUUUACGCAAGGUCGUAGAGCAGUGCAACAAGUCACCGCUGAUACUAAAUUAUUCGAGGAAGGCCAAUUGGGAAAAAGCCCAUCUGGCGGUAAUUUAUCAACGUAUCGGGAGAUCUGUUCUCUCGCGACAGAACUGCAGAAGCCCGAGCUCGUGUAUUACUUCAUGCAUUUGGCAAAUCACAAUGCGAUAUGGACAUCGAAAAAGGGAGCGGCGUUUGGCUUCGCGGCAAUCGCCAGUAUCGCGAGGGAUGAACUGAAUAAAUAUCUACCUAAUAUAAUACCACGGUUGUACAGAUAUCAAUUCGAUCCGACGCCGAAGAUCCAGCAGAGUAUGACUAGUAUUUGGCGGGCCGUUGUUCCUUCCACGACGAAAGCCAUCGAACAGUAUCAUAGAGAAAUAUUGACUGAUGUAACUGAUAAUCUAACGAAUAACGAGUGGAGGGUGCGUAUCAGUUGUUGUAAUGCUCUCGCAGAUCUUUUAAGGACAAAUGUUCAGUUCAACUUCGCCGAAUGCGGCCCGGAACUGUGGAAGAAAUUGUUUCGCGUAAUGGACGAUAUUCACGAAGGCACGCGGUUAGCCGCGACGAGCACCGCCAAAAUACUUAGCAAGGUUUGCAUACGUCAUUGCGACUCUUCGCACGGCGAUGCGGGAAAGCAAGUUAUCCAAGCGAUAUUGCCGGUGUUACUCGACAUUGGUAUUAUUCACACCGUGGAUACGGUGAGAGCUAUUUCAUUGCAAACAGUGUCUCAACUGGUAUCCACGGCCGGCGUUCUGUUGAAGCCGUCUAUCGUCAAUCUGAUACCAUCAUUAUUGGAGACGAUCGGUGAAUCAGAGAAUCCUAAGCUCUCGUAUUUGAGUAAUGUGUGCGGCGCGACCACGGAAACGCAGGAAGCUAUUGAUAAUCUUAGAGCUAGCGUUGCCAAAGGUCAUCAUGCGUCAGACACAAUAACAAAGUGCAUCCAAUAUAUCGAUGCGGAUGUAUUGAAGGAUUUAAUGCCAAAAGUAAUAGAUUUAAUCAAAUCCAGUAUAGGAUUUGGAACAAAAAUCGCUUGUUCGCAUUUCAUAAUUCUUCUCAGCACUCAUCUGAAAGCAGAAUUGCAGCCAUAUAGCGCUAAGAUUCUAUCUGCCUUACUCAACGGUUUGUUGGAUCGUAACGCUGCUGUGAGAAAAAAUAAUGCAGUUAGCAUUGGACAUAUAGUUGGCUCGGCUAAAGAUUCUAGUCUCGACAAACUAUUUAAUAGCUUAAACACAUGGUAUUUGGAACGCGAAGAUGAUGCAAUAAGAUUAGCGAUUGGACAAGUUUUGCAGUCUAUAAACAAUUACAAUCAGGAGAAAUUGAAGAAGUAUCAAAAGAUAGUCGUUCCUCUUACCUUUUUUGCUAUGCACGCAGAAAAAGUUUCAGGAAAUGAAAGCACUGUUGAAUUGUGGACCGAUCUUUGGAACGAGAUAAUGCCUGUAACCGAAGCAGGAAUUGUGCAACACGAGCGAGCAAUAAUUGAUAUUCUGCAUAAAGCCUUGGAGUCGGCGUCAUGGACUACGAAAAUGCAAGCUGCGAAUGCAGUACAUACUAUUGCCUUAAAAUCGAGUCGUUAUAUGGAUCCAGAAGUCAGGAAUACUUUAUUGAAAGUCUUAACGGAUAAUUUGCGUGGCAGAACGUGGGAAGGAAAGGAACGUUUGUUGAACGCUCUCGCUACGCUAGCGUGCAAUAGCAAAGUAGCUUUAGAUGCGGAUGCUGUGUUGUUAGAUAGCAUUAUGGUAACGUUACAUAGAGAAAGUAAGAAGGAGAACGUCGAGUAUCGACGAAAUGCAUUAAAAGCGUAUGCUAUGGUCUUGCACGAACUCGAUGUCGAUAGGUUUACUGAAAUAUAUGAAAUUGUACAGGAAAUCUUGGUCAAAGUGUCUGAUAAAAAUAAUGACAAUGAAGAAGAUACUGCGGAAGAAAGCAGGAAGAAGAAAGAAAAUAAUAUAAAGUUGCAGGAAACAGUUUACGAAGUGCUCGGAAAAGCAUGGCCCUCCACCAAAGAGACCCAAGAGAAAUAUUGCAUAGAAUUCGUAACUCACUGUCAAAAAGUGCUGCCAAACAGUACGAGGUCUGUGCAAAUUGCUAUUUUGACAGCGUUAAAUCUCUUUGUGGAUAGACUUGUCGUGCUAAAAAUAAACAAAACAGAAAUGUCAGUAAAAGAUAAAAAACUGUUAGACGAAAUCAGUGAUAACCUCAAUAAAAUAUUAUUAUAUUGUAUAAAUAUUUCGAAGUUCACGAGAAUUAGAAAAGAAGCAUUGAAUAUAGUCCUUUCACUAGCGAGGAAAAUGCGCGAGACGAAUAACGACGAACAACUUGAUAAGAUAACGCGCGUUUUAAAAGAACUUUUGCCCGAUUUAGUGAAGGAUAACCAGCCAGAAAUACGGACCAGAGUUGUUGACAUUAAGGAAAUGCUUAAAAUUUAACUAGCCGUAUUAUGUACAUGCAUGGUAUCUCUAGUGAUGGGAUUCAAAUCGUCUCAAGACAUCUGGAAUUAAAAACUGAAAAUCGAGAAGUCUCAAAACAUCUUGCAAGACUGUUAUGAUUGAAAGUCUUGAAAAUCUUGAAAAAUCUUGAACGUAUAUAAAUACAUGUAUGUAUGUACAUGCGUAGUGUGUACGUAUUAUAUAAUUCAAAAUAUUUAACACAUUCAGACUUUCAAGACUUUCAAUCGUAACAGCCUUACAAGAUAUUUGGAGAUUUUUGAUUUUCGCUCAUUCUUAACUUGCUCAAAAAUUUGCAAAUAAGAAUCUUAAAAUCUCAUCACUAGGUAUGCCGAAUUGAAUUUGUGUAUUCUUCGUACUCAUUUGAGUAUGUUGCGAACUGUCGUUAGCAUUGCUAAUCUCGAAAAUAAUGAUAAAAGAUUCUGAUAGCUCCGGUUGCGUGCUUAUUUAAUAAUAUGUUAAUGUAGAUGUGUGCCUAAUAUAGUCCAUCGCUUAAUAAGAUAUAAUUUAGAAUAUAAUUUGUUUAUAAAAUUCUUUAUUAUAUCCUUAUAUUAUACCCCACUAAUGGGGCGAGGAAGUAAAAAAAAUGAUAAUCCAA